UCCAAGCCUCAGUCAGUUGCGGGAGUUCCGGGAUGUGAUUUUUCUGGCGUGGCGGCGAUAAAGACGGAGCAUUUUUUUGUGCGUGAUGACGAAAGGUGACGAUGGGUGCGUACGUGCAAAAAUGUUUCUUACAGUGUUGAAAAUGGAAGAAGAAAGUGAAUGAUACCAUUUAAAUUACACUGUGCUGAGUGAGUGAAACCACCCAAUCAAAUCGCUGCAAGUGCUGUGUUGGAAGUGUCGUGCGAGAAAAUGAUUGUGUUGCUAUCUAACCGAAAGCAUUCGGCUCGUGCAUUGUUCUGCGCCGCGAAUAAGAUUUUGCAUCAACAGUUCCACCGUGUUCACAAUCGCCAGAAGAAAAUCUAAUUUAAUCGUAUGCCGUUUAUGCUUUUGUUUGUGUGUUGAUAAAACCAUACCGCUCGGUGCCGUGCGAAAGUGCGCGCCAGCAUCGAAACUGAACGAAAGUCGAAACGUCUGAUGAACGAGGCGAAAACUGUCAAACCACCGUUGCUUGACGAAAACGUCAACAUCAUCUACCUUUUUUAACGAAGUUGUGUGGUUGCGUCCGACUAAAAAUGGGCAGUGGGUUCGCGACAGAAGAAAAUGGCGUCUGCCAACUUUUUGGAAGAAGCUCUUAAAUCAGACGUCGACGAAUCCGCGGUGAAUGCGAUUGUCGGUACGCUGGAAAAUCAGUUGGACGCGAACACGGCCCAGGUGCAACAAGUAGACGGUGUCGCUGGCCCAUUAACGGUGGUCGGUGGUCGCGUAGUGAAAAAUCAAUCUAGUGGUAGUGGUGGUGGUGCACGCAUCGAGGCAGGCGUUGUGUCUAAUGGGGGUACGGGCAGCAGCAGUGCUUCACCACAGGCAGUGCCGUCGACUCUACUCGCACAGCAGCAGCAGCAGCAGCAGCAGCAAAAGAAGCACGGCUCUGGUGGCCUCAUUACGAAUGGUGAAAUAGUGUCGAAUAGUAGUGCGAACCACGGUGGUGCUAUCAUUAACAACAAUACGAUUACGACCAAUAAUAACAACCUUGCUGGCAGCAACAAGACGUUCGUGGUGAACGCGGCUGUGAACAGCUCGAUAACGACGGUGAUCGGUGGGAAAGCGGCUGCUGCGACGGUUGGCGCUAGUGCUAUAGUCAGUGGUAGUGGUGGUGGUGGUGGUGGUACGUUAUCGAACAGUGGCCAGCACCAUCAACAGCAACGUAACACCAUCCCAGCAACGGUGGUUGCUACGGGGAGUACGCCGGGCGGAGGCGGCGGAACCGUCAACAUCAUCAGCCAGCAGAUCGUGGUACCUGCGCGUGGUGGCGGUACCGUUGGCCAGCAUCCGCCGCCGCCAUUUAACGUCCCACCGCAGCACAGCUACACGGCCGCUUCCAGCAGCGGCAACAUCGUUCUCAGCAAUAAUCACCUCGUAACGUCGUCGAAUAUGCCAAAGAAUGAACCAGUGAAGUUGGUUUAUCCUGCAGCCGGCGGUACCACCCAGACGGCGGUCCUCAACAUGAACAACAACCGCGUCACGCUGACCCCGUCCUCGCUGCCGAACGGGACGCUCACCAUGUCCCAGCAGCCGCAGCUCAUCCAGACGAACGUGGUGGCCACCGGUGGCGGGACCAAAACGAUCGGCGGCACCACGAUCCAUCAGCAGCAGCAGGGAGCGGGCCAGCCGGGCCAACAGCAGUCCGGCGGUACGCCGCAGACGAUCAUCAUCAAAAAUUCGGCCGGCGGUGGGACGGUCGUGAAUACGGGCACGCCCGGCAUCAUGACGGUUUCGAAACCGAUCAACAAUCAGGCAACACCAAACAUAGUCGGUUUACCCGGUGUACAAAUUGUAAAUGUUAGACCUGGCGCACAACAACCUACACAAGCACAGCAGAAAACUGUUGCCGCUGUAUCACCUAGAGUUGUGAUUGGUAGUCAGCCAAUAGUUAGUACUAGACCACCAAACGCAAGCGCUAUCACAUUAAGUGCCCUUCAAGGACAGCAAGGUUCGACGCUGCUGCUGAAAAAUGAGCAGGGCCAGUUUCAGCUGCUCCGGAUCGGUCCGGCCCCGGCCGGUGCCCAAAUUACGCCCGCCAGUCUUACCGGAUCGUCCGCCAACUCAACGAUACGGUUGCAAACUGUACCAGCUACCCAUUCAUCUGGUGGAUCCGGUGCAAUAAUCGUAAGCUCGCAGUCAAUCACGACCACACCGACCAGCUACAUCUCGACGCAACCGACGCCGGUGGCAUCGGUCGCACCGGUUCCGGCCCUUGCCGCCCAGCAAAAUAUCACCAUCACUCACUCGCCGGCCCAGGUCGGUGGGCAGCCGACGGUGCUCGCGGCCCAGCACCAGCAGCAGCACCAGCAGCAACAGACGACGACGGUCGUCGCCACACCUCAUUCCGUAGGGCAGCAGCAGCAGCAGCAGUCGCAACAGCAGCAGACGGUUGUCGUUACCACCACGCCGGGCACGACACCGGCCCAGCAGCGCAACUCCUUAGAUAAUACCAAAGAAAAGUGUAGCAAAUUUUUGACGAACCUGAUCGAACUGUCGAAGCGGGAACCGGCGAAGGUGGAGCAGAAUGUGCGAACACUGAUACAGGAGCUGGUGGACGCGAACGUCGAUCCGGCGGAGUUUUGCGAGCGGCUCGAGCGUCUGCUGAACGCUAGCCCGCAACCAUGUUUGAUUGGCUUUCUGAAGAAAAGUUUACCACUGCUACGGCAAUCGCUAGUGACUAAAGAAAUAACGAUCGAAGGUAUUAACCCACCGUCGACCGCUGUCGCCUUUGGUACUACCGCCUUAUCCCAAAUUCCUGCCCAAAUACGUCCGGUACAACCGACGAUCGUGUCGCAGAGCAGUAUGGUCGGCCAGACGCAGAUCCGCAUGCUAACCUCGCAGUCCGGCGUGACGACCGUGCCCCGGAUCGGGCAAACGACGAUCCGGCCGGCGGCACCGGUGCGCAUACAGACGCCGCUACAGCAACACCAAACGGGCUCGACGACCAUCGUCGGGCCGGCCCGUUCGCUAGCUGCCCAGCAGAUACGGCCGAACGCGACCACGAUCGGGCAUACGACGAUCGUGCAGACGGCGGGCGGUCAGCCGCUGCCCCAAACCAUCUCCACCACACCUCCUGCAUUGCUACCGAUUCGCGCACCGUCCGGCACCUCGAUCACGCGUACUGGCGCGACGUUACAGAUACGCACCACCACACCGGUGUCGCGCACGGUCACGUCCGUCGGCGGCACGACGGUCACAACGGGCGGGCUCGCGAAACAGCUCGUCCAGUCGCAAGUCAAUCAGAUCCGGGGCCAGACGCCGGUAGCAUCGGUGGCGGCCGUCGCUGCGGCAGCCGCCGCCGCCGCUUCCGGCUCCACUGCCACGCAGGUUAAGCAAGUGACAGCAAUUACCGGCGGUGGGAAUGUGGUGGUCAGUUUGAACCAAGUGCCACCCCCGAUGCAGCCAGUGUCGGGGAACGCGAGCGUCAUUGGCGGCAGCGCGGGCGGGUUGGCGGUUAGCCUCGUGCCGACCAUGCCCGCCCUCACGCUCACCUCCUCGGCGGUAAGCGCCGGGCUGGGUGCGGGAGUCGCGGCGGCGACACCAACACCAAUCUCCGCGACGGUCGUGGUCAACUCGGCGUCGUCCACAGCGCCGGCGGCACCAACGGCGGGAGCUACUUCGAUCGGGACGGCUGCCGCCAGCGCUGCCGGUCCGGCCGGCAGCAACAGUAGCGUCGGGGCACCGCCCGGUACGACCGUAACGACCGUAUCGACUAAUAAAACUGUUACCGCCAAAUCGCAGAACCUGACGUCCGGGGCGUCCAAGAAGAAGGCCAGCUCGGCGGCGGCAGCGAGCGGAGCGGACGCGGACAGUAGUGCGGCCAGCAAGCGGGCCGGCGCGUCGGCCCAGUCACAGUUCUACCACCAUCAUGCGUCGAUGUACGGGGACGACGAUAUCAACGAUGUGGCGGCGAUGGGCGGCGUCAAUCUGGCGGAAGAAACGCAACGCAUCCUCGGCUCGACCGAGUUCGUGGGGACGCAGAUACGGUCGUGCAAGGACGAGGUGUUUCUGCACAUGCCGGCGCUGCAGUCGAGAAUACGGAACAUCAUUGUGCGGCACGGCCUGGAGGAGCCGAACAAUGAGGUGGCCGUGCUGAUAUCGCACGCCUGCCAGGAGCGGUUGAAGAACAUCGUCGAGAAGCUGGCCAUCAUUGCGGAGCAUCGGAUAGAUAUCAUUAAGGUUGAUCCACGGUACGAAAUCACGAAGGAUGUGCGCGGGCAGAUAAAAUUUCUCGAAGAGCUCGACAAAGCCGAACAGAAGCGGCACGAGGAGCAGGAGCGCGAGAUGUUAAUGCGGGCAGCUAAAUCACGCUCCAAAACCGAAGAUCCGGAACAGGCCAAACUGAAGGCGAAGGCGAAAGAAAUGCAACGCGCCGAAAUGGAGGAACUAAGGCAGCGGGACGCCAACCUGACCGCGCUGCAAGCCAUCGGUCCGCGAAAGAAGCCGAAACUGGAGGAAGGUGUAACGGCAUCAACUACGCCCGGAGUGUCUGGAAUCGGUACGUUGAGCGGGAAAACGCCGACCCCGCUGAGGCCGCGCAUCAAGCGAGUCAACCUGCGUGAUAUGCUGUUCUAUCUCGAGCAGGAAAGGGACACGGGGAAAAGUCAGAUGCUUUACAAAGCCUACCUCAAGUGAUCGAUUGUUCGGCUGCUGCUGCUGCUGCUGCUGCUGUUACUGCUGCCGGUGGAGGCUAGAAGAAUGACAACGAUUGUAACAAAACGGCCGUUCCCGGUGUUGUUGGUUUUCCACCAAAGGGAAAUGUCUGCUGCUGCUGCUGCUGCUGCUACUGCUGGAACACCAUCCGGUCAGGGGCGUGUGCGGGGGUUACAUCCAUUCGAGUACACGAAUUAAGUUUGCAUUAGGUAACUUUAUUCGUAACCCUUUUUUUUUUCUGCGCAUACCACAACACUUCCUUGUGUCUGUCCCAUCGAAGGUGUGGGUGGUGUGAGGUGAGAAAGUAUUCGCCCAUCGCUCAUCACCUCCCCCCGUUAUCGCAUCGCUUAGGAGUGGAGCGGGUUAGGAUGCGAACUGAUUUUCUAUGUUAUAAACGAUAGAUUCCUAACCCUCCUUCCGCUUUUUUCUUUCCGAGAGUGUCCGUGAAGUCAACCCUCGUAAUACAGAAGUCAGCACUCUGACGCAAGCAUUGCAGUACGCGUCGGGCGUUAAAGGUCAUACGUAAACCAACAACCCAACAAACAAAAGGUGAAAGUGCAACAAGAAGAAGCAGUUCGAAAGCCCGUAAUGUAGAGAUAAAAACAAAACAGUGGAAAUAAUUUUAGAACGUCUUGAGAACGUUGCAGUACAUUGUCCAGGGAAUUUUGAAAUAGAGCUAAUAUAUGUGGGAAAUGCUAGAGACAGAGACAGAGCGAAUGAGCCGGGGGAUAGGAGGACGGGAGGUUUCGAUUCGAAAGAGUGUGUAUAGGCUAGGAAGGGGACUGUAUCAAAAGAUUAUAUUCUAUUAACCGCAGCAGAAGGAUCGUCAGGAAUGCUGUGUGUUUGCUGCGGCAACUCGCAGCUAGUGGCGAGCCCAGCCAGAACAGCCUCAGGCACUAUGUGUGAAGGGGGGUGUAUGAAUGGGUGUAUGAAUGCGUGCGUGUGUCGUCGGUAUGAUAGCGAGGGCAGUAUCGAGCAGAUCGGGCUUGUGAUAAGAGAGCGCGUGCUAGUGAUCGGGGAGCAAGUGUGUGCGUGAGUGUGUGUGAGUGUGUGUAAAUAGGCAGAGUAAGUCUCCUGGCGCUACCGGUAAAUUAGAACAAGGGAAAUAAAAUUUAACACAGAAAAGUAAUAUGAACCACAUAUUAAAUUGAAGAUAAUGCUUAGUUCAAUGUAACACAGGAUGUACAGUUUUUCAUGUUGUGUACCCAUUUCACAUAGAUUUCGUUGAACGUUUCGUUUCGUUUUUUUAAUCUCUACCCUUUUUUUGUUUAGUUGCACCUCUUUAUUGCCAAAACAAAGGACAAAAAAACGAAGCGAAUUGCAAAUAUGGAGAACGGUCUUUCGCGACACGAAAGUAAGAUAGGGACCGAACAUCCAACGAAAACUCGUCCUCAUGCCACAGGAACGUUUUAACGUGCAAUUGCAAGUACUACGCGUGCAGUGUUUCAAAUCUAGCAAACGUAAAAAGGGGAAAACAGAUUAGCUUAAAACGGCGCGAGAAGGGCGUAGAGAUAAAGUUGCCAAUGGGAGUCAUGCAAAGAAAGUCGACGGGCGGCAACGGCGCACAUUGCUGUAGUUGUAUGUUAUAAGUGACGGUGGGACAGCAGCGCAAUGUGGGGGGGUGGUCCAAAUCCUGUAAAGCGAAUGUGAAAAGCUACGACAAACCUUCUCUGUAGCGGAAAAAUGGCACGAGAAGUUGUUGUUUCCCCGCCGGAGUCGGACCUGUUAUGUGUAGUGUUGUUUUGCUCCCUGUUUUAUCACAGAAAAAAAAAUCAGAAAAACGCGCAUAAAACAAUCUUUGGAAUAGAGUUAAUAUUUAUGUGUUAGUAUUGUUUCACCGCUUCGGUUUUCGGUUAAAUAUAAUUUAAUUGUGAACACGCAUGCAUCAAUUCGGGCGCUGGCAACACGUGUUGUGUUGUUCAUCAGUCCCAGGGUAAGCGCGCGCGACAGAGCGACACGAAGCAUCUAGGAAGUAGACACGGAAAAGCGUUGUGCAUAUCUUUACGUGAAUCGACGAUGACGAUAUAGCCUAGGGGAAAACAGAGAACCACAUCAAGAGUUGUACUGUCGGUUUGAUCUGUUUUUUGUUUUGUUCAUAAAUUCAUUAUUUUUGUUGUAGACUUUAGGGGAAAGACAGAAAUUUAAUUGAAUUAAUGGUGUGGCCGGUGCCGGUUAUACAUUACAUGGCGCACCGAAUGAGAUCGAAGCAUUGUGUGCUGUGCGCACAGGAGACAGGUACGACAGAAUACAAACCGAACCACACGAAAUGGAUGAGAAAUCUACAAAUGCUAAAACAAAAAUCGAGUUUAGGAAGAGAAAAUAAAGUGAAAACAUGAGAAAA
Molecule: messenger RNA, 7033 nt
Organism: Anopheles stephensi (Asian malaria mosquito)
Lineage: Eukaryota; Metazoa; Arthropoda; Insecta; Diptera; Culicidae
Product: transcription initiation factor TFIID subunit 4-like
Exons: 11
Coding region: 601-4674 (1357 amino acids)
Biological process (GO): DNA-templated transcription; transcription initiation at RNA polymerase II promoter
Cellular component (GO): transcription factor TFIID complex
Molecular function (GO): protein heterodimerization activity; RNA polymerase II general transcription initiation factor activity; DNA binding
Source: RefSeq, a predicted model, not a curated record